AUGCUGGACUUUUUCUCAUCUGCUCGUUCUAAAGACGAGGCCCCUAAGGCUACAGCAUCCGUUCAGUCCCUCUCCGGAAGUCAGCUCUCAGGCAACGAGCCACGGUCGGAACACGAACAACUGGAAAAGGCAGAAGAUGAGAAGAAGAAGAAGAAGGGAAUCCUCUCACUACUUUUUGCGCGACCUUUCACCAGGAGACGAAUUAUCAUCCUCAGCGCUCUCGGGUUUUUAAUCGUGGCUAUCUUGGUUCUCGUCAUUACCCUCCCGAUUGUCUUGACGAGAGCCCAUAAACGUAAGGACCCGGGUGAUGUUUACCGUCUCUACCCGACCAAGCAUGAGGACCCCAGUUAUCGCAUCCUGGAGAACAAGCCCGUCUAUGCGAUUCACAAUUUCCCCGAUCCAGGCCUUCUCCACCACAACGGCACCUGGUAUGCCUACGGAACCAACCCACACAAGCGUGACCCGCAAUCGAUUCAUGUCCCCGUUGCGACUUCGACCGACUUUGUGAAUUGGACUCUGCACGAGGGCUAUGAUGCGAUGCCAACACUCGGAGACUGGGAGGUCGCUCAAAAUCACUGGGCACCGGAUGUGAUUGAGCGGGAUGAUGGGAAAUUUGUUCUCUACUACUCAGGCCAAACGAAUAAUUUCAACAAGCACCACUGCAUCGGUGCAGCGGUCUCGAACGGCACGAAUCCCCUGGGACCCUAUAUCCCACUCAAUGAAUCCCUAGCCUGUCCACACGAGUAUGGCGGCGCCAUUGAUCCCUCACCAUUCAGAGAUGCAGACGGAAAGCUCUACGUGGUCUACAAGGGUGACGGAAACAGCGUUGGUAGUGGUGGCUGGUGCGGCAACAGCAUCAAGCCUCUGCGCCCAGUUCCACUUAUCCUCCAAGAACUGGAAAGCGACGGCAUCACCAAAGUUGGCGAGCCUGAGAUUAUUCUCAACAUCAACGACACUGAUGGUCCGCUCAUCGAAGCGCCCAAUAUCAUCCGGCAAGAUGAUGGAACCUACUACCUCUUCUUCUCCUCACAUUGCUUUACCUCGCUGGGUUACAAUGUGAAGUACGCCCACGCAAAGUCGGUCAAGGGUCCUUAUACCCGCGUCGACCGUCCAUUGUUACAGACGAAUGAUUUUGGGCUCAAGGCACCCGGUGGUGCGACUUUAUCGCAUGACGGUACCAAGAUUGUCUUCCACGCCAACUGUGAUGGUUAUCGGUGCAUGUAUGUUGGUGGUGUCGAUAUUCGAUCUACCAACAAUACUAUCAUCAUGGCAGCACUUGAAAUCGUCAGUACUGUCUCCUCGAAUUCCACGAAUACCACCACCACAACCAACACCACCUCUAUUGCCGACAGCUCACAGUAG
Molecule: messenger RNA, 1362 nt
Organism: Penicillium cataractarum
Lineage: Eukaryota; Fungi; Ascomycota; Eurotiomycetes; Eurotiales; Aspergillaceae
Product: glycoside hydrolase family 43 protein
Exons: 2
Coding region: 1-1362 (453 amino acids)
Biological process (GO): carbohydrate metabolic process
Molecular function (GO): hydrolase activity, hydrolyzing O-glycosyl compounds
Source: RefSeq, a predicted model, not a curated record